Molecule: messenger RNA, 2549 nt
Organism: Perca flavescens (yellow perch)
Lineage: Eukaryota; Metazoa; Chordata; Actinopteri; Perciformes; Percidae
Gene: tsc22d3
Product: TSC22 domain family, member 3
Exons: 3
Coding region: 445-1098 (217 amino acids)
Biological process (GO): negative regulation of activation-induced cell death of T cells; regulation of transcription by RNA polymerase II
Source: RefSeq, a predicted model, not a curated record
CAGCUUCUGGGUUUUGCUUUCAAGCGCACUCCUGCUGAAUCGUGUGAGUGAGUGUGUAUGUGUGUGGGGCGUUCACUCCUUCUCCUGCCACAGUAGCAACACAUUGCAGCAGCGCCGGCCCCGAACAAAAGGCUCAACGCAGCAGAGCCACAGGAGGAGAAACUCAGGGAUAGAUGCAGAAAGAGUGACCCAGCGUGACUGCACUUUUCAGGGAAGAACUCAACCUGCCAUUUAGGCCUCCUGGUGCCGGGGUGGAGACAGGACUGUACACUAGACCAGCACAGGCACAGUCUGUCUGUCUCUCUGAGCUGAGGAAAACACCCUGUUUUGUCUUUCACUUUGUCUUCAUUCAUACACCUCAGUCUCUGUCAACCUUUACUGAGAUUCCUACACCUGCCCUUCUUCACCUGGGCAUCUUUCCUUUUCAUCCACCUGUCCUCUGAGAUGUCAGACGAUGACUGCCGCUCGCCCAUCGGCCUGGACUGUUGCAGUUGCUGCCUGGACCUGGCCAAUGGCUGUGAUGACUCCAUGGCCAGCAGUCCGGCACAAGGUCUCGGUACUACUGGGGGCCUGCCAGGAAGCCCCACUAGCCCCAGUGUCAGUCACUUCCGUCAGCUCCGCAACCAGCUGAUGUACCAGAACCUGAACACUGACAAGCUGAACAACAUCAUGAGGCAAGACUCCCUGGAAUCGGUGGUGAGGGACCCCUGCUUCCUGCUCAAUGAGGGGAUCUGCAACAGCAACAUUGACCAGACCAUGCUGUCUAUAUUGCUCUUCUUUCACAGUGCCUCUGGUGCUAGCGUUGUGGCCAUCGACAACAAGAUUGAACAGGCGAUGGAUCUUGUCAAGAACCACCUGAUGUAUGCGGUGCGUGAGGAGGUGGAAGUCCUCAAAGAGCAGAUCAAAGAGCUGGCAGAGAAGAACAACCAGCUCGAGAGGGAGAACUACUUGCUGAAAAACCUGGCCAGUCCAGAGCAGCUGGAGAAGUUCCAGUCUCGCAUCCCGACGGACACGCUGUUACCCCUCGACAAUGUGAGCUCCCAGGUGACCGUAGACCAGUAUCAGCCCUGCAGCCUCAGCACUGGCUCUGCUGUAUAAGUGGCUCUGCCUUGGGGCGGGCAGAGCCACUGUUUCUUUACAGUAAUGGACCUCCAUUUGAACGUAAGCGUUACAAAAAUCGCCGCCGCCGAGAACCCUUCGUAACCGUGAAGGUGACGCAUCGGGGCUGUAAAUGAUCGAUGGGACACAAAAGAACUGUUGACGUUGAUAAGCACAAAACAGAACUUAGGACGCUCUGACUGGUGCGGUGUCAGGCCCGUCCUCUGAUACCGUCCAACUCUUUGUCGUAGUCUCUCUGCGUAGACCAAAGUGCUACGAAUAGGGAGAGGGCCGGCUAGACACCGACGAGCGCUCGCUUUCAGACCGCAAGGGGGCUUUCCCUGCCCUCCAACAAACACCCUUUGCUCCAGAGAGUGGGGGGUGGUGAGGAGGUGUUGAUUGGGCUGGCCCUGGCGCUGCUAACUUGGAAAGUGUUGGGGAGGGUGCUCCCCACUCACCCAGAGGAGACCCGUCUGAGGUGGUCCUCCAUGUCUCAACGAGAAAAGCCCCAUCGUGUGGAUUUGUCCGACCUCAAAAUACAAGUUUCAAGGACUCCCAGCCACACAUUUCAGCCACAUAAUGAGGACUCUUCCUGUACCUAUAAUGUAUGUGUUCAUGUACAUUUAAGCAUAACAAGAAUAAUCAACAGAAUAAGCUAAGGCAACAGGUGGAGGUUAAUGCAGUAUAGCCUAUUAGAGCUGGUGGACCGCUGCCGUAGACUGAUGAGUAAAGUGUAAUGAUUCAUAAAAUGUAAUCUCAUAUUGCCUGCUGUUGGGGCUUGCUGCUUAUGGGGGGGAAUUAAUCCAGCUGUCUUCUGUGUUGUUUUUUUUUUUUUUUUUUUUUUUUUUUGCGAUUCUGAACAAAUCUGUUUGUAAAAUAGGAGCAUUGAGUGGUCUUAAAGAUUUUAUUUUAAAUAAUCUUGGGACAGGCAUAUCUGCCUACCUUGUCUGCCUAGCUCUUCACAGUAAAGGAUAACUACAAUGUACAUAAAGUUGAAACGUCCUGAAGUCAACAUAGUGGACAUGGUGAGCAAGCAGAAGCCAGCAUUUGUUGCUGCAAUGCACUCCUGAUUUUAGCAGCGUCGUCCAAUAUCUGUCGGUUUCUUUCUCAGAUGCCAACUUGAUAACGAUGGCAUGACAACAGUGCCUGUCCUUUUUAGUAAGAGAGGAACACAUUUCCACACAGAGCUCUGUUGUUGUUGUUUUCUAGCUACCAAAGACUUUUAGCUUUUUUUUUUUUUUUUUUUUUUUUUUCUCACGACAACAGAAGCUGAGAAAACCAGGACCAUGUGUAUAACUUCACAGGGAAAAGUCUUGUUUGUAGCUAGUGUGAAAGUUUUUGUGUGUUUUGUAAGGAUAACGGUAUUGUUGCUGUAACGUAUCCUCAAAGUUGUUCACUAUGGUGUUUGGAUACAACUGCACAUUUGCAAUAAACCUUAUGUUUACAUAAUA